Molecule: messenger RNA, 554 nt
Organism: Trichomycterus rosablanca
Lineage: Eukaryota; Metazoa; Chordata; Actinopteri; Siluriformes; Trichomycteridae
Gene: cart4
Product: cocaine- and amphetamine-regulated transcript 4
Exons: 3
Coding region: 32-346 (104 amino acids)
Biological process (GO): positive regulation of MAPK cascade; cellular response to starvation; adult feeding behavior
Molecular function (GO): neuropeptide hormone activity
Source: RefSeq, a predicted model, not a curated record
CUCCUGCGUUAGCAGCAUUAAUAGCAUCAGUAUGAACAGAAUCAGGACCGCGCUGUAUUUCUCUCUGUGUAUCUCAGUGCUCAGUGUGAUGUGUCAGCCUCACACUGCACUGGAUAACCGACUGGCAGGGUCUGAGGAACAGCUGCUCACCACACAUCUGGCUGAAGCGAUCGAAGAUCUUUUAAAUGACGAGGACAAUCGGUUAUCACCAGAGAAAAGAGCCAGUAUCAUUCCGCGGUGUGAUGUGGGUGAGCGAUGUGCCCUGAAACAUGGGCCACGCAUUGGCCGGCUGUGUGAUUGUAUGAGAGGGAGUGCCUGCAACACCUUCUUCCUGCGAUGCUACUAACCCACCAUCUGGAACUACAAUAACAAUAAGGCACUGCCCCACUAGCUCAGCUGGGAUCAUGGUCAACAAUACGUCUGUAAAUAGAUUGUACAUACGUGUAAACGUACACUGUCAUCAUGAAAUUGCUGUUUUGCUUGUUAACUUGUUACCUGUUAGGACACCAGUUUAAACUGAAUCAUUUUUGUGAAAUAAAAUAUAUUUAAAUGUC